Messenger RNA from Phycodurus eques (leafy seadragon), 1861 nucleotides. It is a transcript of the gene rmdn1, whose product is annotated as regulator of microtubule dynamics 1. Gene Ontology annotation, cellular component: spindle microtubule; mitotic spindle pole; cytoplasm. The transcript is spliced from 10 exons. The record is from RefSeq and is a predicted model, not a curated record. NCBI's taxonomy places the organism in Eukaryota, Metazoa, Chordata, Actinopteri, Syngnathiformes, Syngnathidae. Gene Ontology annotation, molecular function: microtubule binding. The coding region runs from base 32 to 982 and encodes 316 amino acids.
UUUCUCACUCCCGGUUUGGACGUUCGACGUGAUGGGUGGCCUCUUUUGGACGCGCUAUAUCAACAGGACCUCCACGUUUGCAACUUUGACUAAAGGCAUCCGAAUCAGAACGGCUAAUCAGGUUUAUUGGUCCACCUCAACAAGAAGGGUCGCCAGUGUUCUCACAAUGACUUGCCUUCAUCACAUGCAGAGUGGAAGGGCCACAUUCUUACUGGGACUCCCGACACUAUCGUGUCUGACGUAUGGAGCUUAUCGCAUGCUGCAGAACACGCCGGUGGUCUUCGCUUUAGAAAAAGACGAGGUUCUUGAGCAGGCCGACUACCUUUACAGCUGUGCAGAGACACAGAAACUCUACCAGCUCCUAGUGCAGUACAAAGACAGUGAUAAUGCCGAGUUCUUGUGGCGGCUGGCCAGAGUGUCCCGUGAUGUGUCCGUACUGCCCGACACCGAGGAGGGACGGAAGAAGCAGCUCGUGUAUGAGGCCUUCGAAUAUGCAAAGUCGUCCUUGGAGAAAGAUGAAAAGUGUUUCGCGGCACACAAAUGGUACGCAAUAUGUCUCAGUGAUGUGGGGGAGUACGAGGGAGUCAAGGUGAAAAUUGGAAAUUCUUUUGUAAUCCGGAAACAUCUGGAGAGAGCCAUUGAGCUCAAUCCUAAAGAUGGAACAUCUUUACACAUUUUGGGUUACUGGUGCUUUACUUUUUCUGAGCUGCCGUGGUAUCAACGCAAGGUGGCGGCGGUUAUCUUUGCGUCACCUCCCACGUCCACAUAUGAGGAGGCUUUGCAAUUCUUCCUGCGAGCUGAACGAGUUGAUCCAAACUUCUACAGUAAAAACCUCCUCAUGCUGGGGAAGACCUACAUGGCCAUGAAGGACGAGCCGAAAGCACUGCUGUGGCUAAACAAAGCUAAAGAUUACCCCCCGCGCACACUCGAAGACAAAGAGGUCCAUAAAGAAGCCGUUGACCUGUUGAAGAAGUUCAGCUGAAUCUGGCACCUUUUGUGAAAUUUCUUUAAUUGUUAAGUGUUAUGAUUGGCCUUGGACAGAGAAAUCACUCAUCUCCUUGGGGCACCAUCCUCGCAACUUGAAAAUAAAAGCACGAUCAUGGCAGGGAAGGGAGUAAUUCACGUAUUUAUUUGUAUCUCAUAAAUCCAUCUCCAUUUCAAAUGGUUGAAAGCUUAUUUAAAAAUGAAUCCUCUAUACACCGGUAAAGGGCUGUUCUGUACAAUGUAGUAGGUGUUUACAGUGUGUUAUCUACACGCGAUACGUUAGUCUGGAUGCCUUUCAGACGGCCUACGCUGCACAUCCUGCCUUGAAGGCCGCCUGAGACGCUCCCGCUCUAUUUCGGAUAUUAAACAAAAGGCAUCACAGAUUUCCAAACAUUGGAACGGCGGCUCUGUAAUUUAUUAUACUAUUUAAGUAUGCUAUCUGUCAUUAUCUUUGUACAAUGAGUAUUCACAAACACAGUUUCGGAUUCGCUUUGAUUACAGGUUUGCAAUCAUAAAAGCAAGCACAGUUUUCAACGUCUGCUCCUUUUGCUACAAUACGAUACGUUUCCUCCGCUAGACUUGGGGGGGCGGGGUGAAAAAAAAAUACAACCUUAAAAGAAUCUUGAUUCAACAUAAAUGUCAGUCUCCUGUGUUCGACAUCUGAACGGUGGAAUUCUAGGAAGCGAGAGGCUGCUGGGUGACGCUGCAACGUUUGUAUGUCACUAUCGACGCAUUAACUUCACAUCCACCCUUCGGUCACCCACUCUUCUUCGCAGUCAAAACAUGAUACUUCUGAAAUGUGAUUAUACUCGUUACAUUUCAUCUGCAGCGGGCUGUGCUGCAUGCAUGUACAAUAUAAAGUUUUGACCAGAAAUGU